Aspergillus pseudonomiae is the source of this 1593-nucleotide messenger RNA. Its product is annotated as alpha/beta-hydrolase. Gene Ontology annotation, molecular function: hydrolase activity. The coding region runs from base 130 to 1488 and encodes 452 amino acids. Lineage: Eukaryota; Fungi; Ascomycota; Eurotiomycetes; Eurotiales; Aspergillaceae. The transcript has 2 exons. The record is from RefSeq and is a predicted model, not a curated record.
CCUCACUACCCAAGAAGAUAGCAACCGUUCAACCUACCACCUACUCGUUCUCUCCGUUCGUCAACAACGAAAUCGUGAUCGCACAAUUUGCUCCAGAGCCCAGCUCAUUUGACUAAGACAUCUCCAGUAAUGGACACAGCCGAAGCCCAGAAAAAAGCCGUCCUGGCAUACCGCAAGGGAUGGAAAACGGCUCCCUGGAUGCCCAUCUCCAAAAUGCAGGCUUAUUCCGCUCGGCCAAAAGCAGUCAAGGGCCCACUCUUGGUCAGUAACGUAACGAUCCCACGCCCAAGCCCCGAGGAAGGAGAGAAUUUACGCUCGAAGCUCUGGGAUCUCUAUCAGUCUAAGAGUGAGGGUGUCGAGAAGCUUGACCCCCCGGCAGCCUGCGCCGACUACCGGGCUGAAUGGAUAGGGUUUCGAAACGAUGUGAAGGACCCUAAAGCCCCUCAGCCAGACGGUACAGAACAAGAAAGAUUCCUUGACAUUCAGCAGCAUAUAACAAAUGACGUGACGCUUUUCUACAUCUCUGGUGGAGCUUGGUUCCGUGCGGGUUCUCCGGGUUCCCGACCCUUGAUCCAGCAACUCUGCCAGCACAGUGGCUCACGUGCCUUUACAUUCCAAUAUCGCCUCGUGCCACAGUAUACCGUCCCCACACUUGUACUCGACACUUUGGUGGCCUACCUUUACCUGGUAGCACCUCCACCUGGGUCGUUUCACAAGCCAAUCGACCCCAAGAAGCUCGUGCUAGUUGGAGAGUCAGGUGGUGGAAUUCUUCACUUGCACUUGCUACAAUUCCUCCAGUCUCUUCUACGUGAGAAAGAAAGAGCCACCAUCACUUUCAAUGGUCGUGAGGUCCCGAUUGAAAUGCCUCGAGGGUGUGCGUUUGUCUGCCCAGGCGCAGACUUUGCAUUGGCUCUCCCCUCUGUGGAAAGAUUCAAGCUUGUGGACUGGCUAUCAGAGGGCGCACCAUGGGUGCAGCCGGGGUUUCCAUCCGACGAGGUGUGGCCGGCCAAGCCACCCCGAGGUGACCUUCAUUGCGAUAAUUCGGCAAUCUGCCAUCCCCUUAUUGACGCCUCUACAUGGACUGAUUGGGAAGGUAUGCCGCCGAUGUGGAUUGCCUGCGGCGAGGAAACUUAUAGUGAUGGAGUAAAGUUCCUCGUGAGGAACCUGACGGCCUCGGGGGUACCUGUUACAUUUGUACAGUACGAGUUCAUGCCGCACGUUUGGAAUGUUAUCAUCCCGGCGCUCCCCCAAAGUAGGCACUGUAUGAAACUGUGGGGCGAGGCUUGUCGGACAAUUGGGACUCAAGCCCACAGACAAACGUCCACUGCUCACUUUGUCAGGCUGGGCAGGUUGGAAAUGGUCCCAAGAGACAUUGAUUCGUUGCUCGAUAUCCCGAGGGACGAAGUCUUGAAACGGAUGCGAGCGGCAAGAGAUGAACUGGCCAAGUUCAUUUGGAAAGUUCCGGAGGGUGUGGACUCCAAGCUGUGAUUCAGUUUAAGUUGCCAUCCUAUAGGCAUCGAAAUACUUACCACCAGGGUAGAAGAAGCGUGCACGCCUAGAUUGGGCUCUACAUAGUAUAUUUGGGUACUUCUG